AUGGUGGAUGAUUUGAAGGCACAGUUGCGGUAUAUUGAGGACUACAAUGAGUUGGAGAGUCGGAGAAGGGAGGAGUCCACCAUGGAGAGUCUCAACAAGGCAUCCAAAUGCAAGGCACGUUUUUCUCAGCCGGAGUAUUUGGAGAUGAAGAAAAAAGUGAAAAAGUGGAGACAGGAGAAUGAGGAUCAGUGGUGUCGCAAAUCGACAUACACAUUACGAUACUACUUUCCUGAUGAUUUCGCGUUUAACAAAAAAAUAUCUCUGAUUACAAAACUCUUCCAACGUGAAGUCUUAGGAGAGGAGAAAAUAAAAGAAAUUAUUUCCCAUCGCCCUCUCAAAGUGUACUGGGGAACCGCCACCACAGGGAAACCCCACAUUGGCUAUUUUGUGCCACUAGUAAAAAUAGCACAACUCCUCAAAGCGGGCUGCCAAGUGACUAUUCUCUUGGCAGAUCUCCACGCUGUUCUCGAUAACCUGAAGGCCGGUUGGGACCUGGUCAACCACCGAGUGGAUUACUACCGGGAGGUGAUAUCCGCAGUCAUGUCCUCGUUGGGAAUCCCCACCGACGACCUCGUUUUUGUGAAGGGCACUGACUACCAAUUGGACAGGUCGAGUAAUUUUGACUACAAUAGGAAUUAUGUGAUUGAUAUGUUUAAAAUGACCACUUUGGUGACUCAACACGAUGCCAGGAAGGCAGGAAGUGAGGUGGUCAAACAAGUGGACUAUCCUCUCCUUGGGGGAUUGCUCUAUCCCUGUCUUCAGGCACUCGAUGAAGAAUAUCUCAAAGUGGAUGCUCAGUUCGGGGGAGUCGAUCAAAGAAAGAUUUUUACAUUUGCGGAAAAGUACCUCCCACAGUUGGGAUGUGCCAAGAGAGCUCAUUUGAUGAAUCCAAUGGGUCACUAUUUCCCCCUCAUUAUAGUUCCUGGACUGACGGGGGGCAAAAUGAGUGCUUCAGACAUUGAUUCUAAAAUUGACUUUCUUGACCCACCCAAAGUGGUUCAAAAUAAAAUCAGGAAGGCUUUCUGUAUGCCGGGGUCACUCGAGGACAACGGAGUCCUCGCAUUCCUUAAAAUGGUCGUGUUUCCAGUCCUCGACUUUAAAUCUGUCAAAGUCUUCUCCGUUGAGUCUCCUGAAUUGGGGACUGUCGAGUACUUGUCCUACGAGCAGGUUGAGGAGGACUUUUUGUCUCUUAAACUUCACCCUGCCGAUGUCAAGGCUGCACUCUCACGGGAAAUAAAUUAUCUUCUUGCCCCAAUUCUAAAGGCGUUUGAGUCGCCAAAAAUGCAGAAGAUUGUCACCUCGGCGUAUCCUGGUGAUAAUAAAGCACGUGUGGUGACCCCUACCGUGGAAUCCGUUGUUUCUGACCCCACUGUCUGCGAUUUCCGUGUUGGGAAAAUUAUUUCCGUCAAAAAAAACGCGGAUUCGUUAUUUGUGGAGAGGGUAGACGUGGGGGGAGGCCGAAUACUCACAAUUUGUUCCUCGUUGGUGAAUUCGUGCACUGAAGAGGAAUUGUCGGGAAAUAAUUUUGUGUUUUUGGUGAAUUUGAAGCCGGCGAAUUUGCGGGGGAUUAUGUCUGAGGGGAUGAUUAUGUGUGCUAAGGGAAAGAGGGAUGAUUCAGAGGAGAGGGAGACGUUUGAUAAUUUACAGCGAGAACUUGAAAAGUUAAGAAAAUAUGAUUUGCUCGCUAAUGAAUUAUCCCUGAUUCACAAGGCCAAAGUGAAUAUAAUUCCUGUUGUCCUUACAUGGGAUGGCAUUGUGUCUAAAUAUUUUAAAAAAUAUUUGGACUCGAUCAGAGUGAGGGAGCAUCUGAUUGCUUAUAUGCAAUCAAUUGUGCUUAAGCGUACGAUGGAGAGCACUGUGCUGGACUUUCGGAGAGGUCUUUCGCAAAUGGAUUAUGAAGCCCGGGUUGAGGAGGUACUCUCAAAAUACGAGGAAGCUAACGGGAUCGGUGACCGAGAGAUCGCGGUGCGUCGACUUGUCGAGGAUGCCUACCAUGUUUUUUUCUGGAUGGUUCGAAACGAGUUAAAAUUGACGGAAGUGUGGGCAUUGGGAUGA
Octopus sinensis (East Asian common octopus) is the source of this 2055-nucleotide messenger RNA. RefSeq names its product tyrosine--tRNA ligase, cytoplasmic-like. Gene Ontology annotation, biological process: tyrosyl-tRNA aminoacylation. Lineage: Eukaryota; Metazoa; Mollusca; Cephalopoda; Octopoda; Octopodidae. Gene Ontology annotation, molecular function: tRNA binding; ATP binding; tyrosine-tRNA ligase activity. The record is from RefSeq and is a predicted model, not a curated record.